ACAGUUCCGCCACUUUUCUAUUGUCUUUCAUGUAGGGCAGAAAGAACCGUCUGCAAAAUAAAAAGUAAAACCUGAGCAUCCAUGGCCGCUUCAUUUGAGAACGAGCGCUCGAGGCUUUUCGUUGGCGGCCACUGUUUUAUGCACAGUUUAGGUUUUAAUGACAGGCCAAGGUUCGGACGAGAGUUAAGAUCUUAUGAAACGCACGACGAUUUUUCGGACAGCCGAUCCCCACGUCGCGAGUUCAAAUCCGGGCGAGUCAAACCCACUGCGUCUCGCAACCAGCAACACUGCCACAUGCGCCGCGACUGCUUUCACGGUUCUGUCGCGAAUCAUUUGGAGCGCCUUCAGAUAGCAGACCACCAAGUGCUACUUUCUGAGCAACGUCCGAGACUUGGCAGUGAGUCCAAUGUUGAUAUUUCCAGCCAUGGGAAUGGUGUUCAACUAAAAAAUUUGCUUACAUUUUCAGAGCAGGCUAUCAAAAAUAAUAAUAUGCAUGGAGCAGCUAUGUGUGCAAGAGAUAGGCUUCAUCAGAAGUUUAAAGCUGCAUCACUUUUAGAUAACAGGAUGCAAGGUACCUCCUCGACUGGAUUCAGAGUUGAGAACUAUGCUCGAUCAGAUAAAUAUGGCAGUUUAAGUGGUAUUGAAUGGGAAAACUAUGUGAGACAUUGGCUAGCUUCAAUUUUACAAAGUGAAUCUUUGGCUAUAAAUGAAAAAUCUGAACAUGAAAACUUGGAGUUAGAGAAGGAAGAGUGUCCUAUAUGCUUGGAUUCAUUCUUGCCUAGAGAACAAAAGAUUAAACUUCCGUGCAGUCACAGAUUUCACAUUGCCUGCUUGACUCCAUGGCUCCUUAUUCAUAGAGAUUGCCCCUAUUGUCGUGCAAAUGUGUGCUUGUGAAUCACUGAACUAGUGUAGAAGAGCUUGAGCAGCGUGAAGUUCAAGUUCAUCUUGUAACUUACCAAGCAUGAUAGCUUUUCUCGUUACAACCAACUAAUAUUGUAAAUAGCAAUAAAAUUCCUCUGAUCAAAGAUAUUUCGGCAACAAAUAUAAACUGAGGCUAUUAUGCUGGGCUCAUGGAAACUAAUUUUAUUUAUGUAUGUAUAUAAUUCUAUCUAAUUUCCAAUGUACAGUUUUUCAAUUAUUAUAGUGGAUGUAUAUUUUUUUUCU
Molecule: messenger RNA, 1164 nt
Organism: Cryptomeria japonica (Japanese cedar)
Lineage: Eukaryota; Viridiplantae; Streptophyta; Pinopsida; Cupressales; Cupressaceae
Product: probable E3 ubiquitin-protein ligase RHY1A
Exons: 3
Coding region: 82-894 (270 amino acids)
Biological process (GO): ubiquitin-dependent protein catabolic process
Molecular function (GO): ubiquitin protein ligase activity
Source: RefSeq, a predicted model, not a curated record